Molecule: messenger RNA, 3070 nt
Organism: Puccinia graminis f. sp. tritici CRL 75-36-700-3
Lineage: Eukaryota; Fungi; Basidiomycota; Pucciniomycetes; Pucciniales; Pucciniaceae
Exons: 5
Coding region: 1-2538 (845 amino acids)
Source: RefSeq, a predicted model, not a curated record
AUGAACACUCUCACCAACAGACUACUCACCAAACCAACAAUAGCCAAACCAACAACAACCACCAACAACAACACCACCACCACUACUACUACUACUAUCACAGAUGAACAACAACAGAAGAAGAACUCAACAAAAACAAAAACAAAAACAAACAACCAAAUCAAACUACUCACAACCACCAAACAACAAGAUAUGAUCUACUACCUCAAAUCAAAACCAUCAAAACCAAUGCUAACAACAACAACCAAACAACAAGAACAACAACAACAAGAACAGCAAAAACAACAGGAACAACAACAAGAACAACAACAAGAACAACAACAACAAGAACCAACUUCACCAUCAUCAGCAUCAUCCGCAUCCUGGUGGAGCUGGCUACCGAUCCAAGCACCUGACGAUCGAAGUAGCAACUCAGAAACCAACUCAAACUCAAACCAACAAGACUCAACCAAUAAUAAUAAUUAUGUCACCCAACUCGGUACCUGGGCUUACUCCUGGAUUAACAACCCACCAGCAACACAGAUCGAUCAACACCAACAAGCAACCGAAUCAGAGACGGUCAACAACACCAUCGACUCAUUAAUACCUAAUCCAAUAAGCCAAUCCAUCCCAGUCAACAGCAAGGGUUGGACCAACUACUUCUUCUCCUCACGAAGACCAUUGCCGACCCAUAAACUCAGAGAAGAUGACAAUAAGAGCAUCGAAUCAAUGUCCAUCCAACUCAGCUCAUCCUCUCAAUCUGAUCAUCAAAAACACACUCAACCAACACCUUCAUCAUCGUCAAAGGUCCAACUCAGUCAACAAGCAACCAUCGAACCAUUGACAGAUUCCAAUCCAACAACACGAACCAGAACGACUAGUCUCAAGGGCCAGAAAAAGAAGGCCGUAGGAUUGAUGAUCCCAAACUUAGUCCUGCCUAGCUUCGAAGAUACCUUUCACCAUCCACCGCGCUCCUUCCUACCCAAGCCAUCCAAGCUACAGCAGACCUUCGAGCUAGUCCAAGCCUUGAUCUUCUCAGCCCCGCCGGAGUUCCCACAGACAAUCGCCGCAGAUGAGCUGCCCAGUCGACGGGAGAGCUCCCGGAAACGACGCCAGGCCGCCGACAUCCUCCACCACAACCAACACAUCAGCACCCGCCUGCCCAAGGCACUCGACCUGCUCCGGGUCGACCGGGUCGCCAGACUGCGCAAGCUCAGGAGGGUUGCCGUCAUCGGCAUCCACGGCUGGUUCCCCGGACCCUGGCUCGAAUCCGUCCUCGGCAAACCCACCGGCACAUCGACCAAGUUCGCAAGCAUGAUGGACGACGCCCUCCGCAAAUAUCUACAAGAAAAUCUACCUGAUCAUGCGGACGGUCUGAUCAACCCUGACUUCACAACGAUGAUCCCUUUAGAGGGGGACGGGAAAGUAGACGACCGAGUCCAGCUCCUCUUCAAGGAACUCAACAAACGGCCCCAUUGGAUCCAGGCCAUCCAAUCCGCAGACGCCAUCUUCGUCGUCAGCCAUUCUCAGGGCUGUCUGGUCAGCUGCAAAUUGAUCGAGAAACUCAUCAAUACCUUUGCUCUCCCCGGCGAUCGCUUCCUGUCUCUUGCUAUGUGCGGCAUCUGGAACGGUCCUUAUGUCGGCUUGAAUAAUAAUUACGCGCUUCAACCUGUCCUCAAAUUCUUUGAAGGUCCAGCUGCUCAUGAGCUCUUCGAAUUCCAAGACCCUCAUAGUCCGGCAUCCAAGGCGGUAUUAAAGAGUUUGAAAAACUGUUUGAAUUCAGGAGUGAAAUACCUGAUGAUCGGGUCGAUGAACGACCAAGUCGUGCCGCUAUACUCCUCGCUGAACCAUCCGAUCGACCACCCCUCGAUCCUCCGGGGACUCUUCAUCGACAAGGCCGUCUUCUACUCCACCGACUUCCUUACCAACCUCGUCGUCUUCUGUCUCCGGCUCAGAAACGCCGGCUUCUCUGACCAUGGCCUCAUCUUCCUCCUCAGCGACUAUCUCAUCGGGAGCUUGAAUGGCGUCGGCCAUUCGACUCUUUACGAAGAUCCUAACGUCUUCUCUCUAGCCGUCCGAUAUUUUUUCGAGAGUUCUUCUCCACUCGAGCCACCCACGAACAUCAAGACCGGCGGCUCACCAACCAGUCCACGCUUCUCGAAUGAGGAUGAGCGAGGGAAUGAUCAGAGGCCCGUCUUGCCGCCUGAAUUGAUGACCAUCGAUCAGAGUCUGAACCCGAAAGACAAGCCCAAUCCGUUCCUGCUCACCUGGAGCUUACGUGGGUUGAUCGAAGACCAUCGGAUCAAGCUGAUGUUUGGCGCCGAACUGGGCUUCCUGAAAGCCUCCUUCCUCCAUUGGAAUCCUUCCGCCGUCCCGCCACCUCCUCCAUCCCUAACCGUCUCUAAUAGCCCUAGUGCUACUACUGCCGCUCAACCUUCUUCUUCUACUACUGCAAAUUCGCCGGCCCCUCCUUAUCCUCAAUCGGCUCAUUCUAACUCGAAAAUCUUGAAAGACUUGAAGAUCAAAUUGGAUCCUUUUAAGGAAGUCCAAUUAGAUUGAACGAUCGUUCUGAUGAGAUGGAUGUUCGGCAGCUUGCUCAUCAUCAUUAUCAUAACAAUUCUCCAGCUUCUUCGCUUCAUCGGCUGUUCACAAGUCCUUUCAAAUUGCCCGCAUCGGCUAAAUUGUAACCCUUGUUUUUGGUUUGUUUUAUUACUAUUAGAUUCCUACUCUUUAAGAACUUGUCAGGUUCUUUUUUGAAGGGUCUCGUAUUACCUUGUAUUGUAUUACUUGUUUCUCGCUUCCAAAAAUAAAUCCCUUGUUUGUUAUAGUUUUUGAAUGUAUAAAACAUUCAUACUUCCUUAUAUAUAUUUCUAUUUCAUUAUACUAGUCUUUCUUCCUCAUUCAAGUUGGGGUAGUUGUAUUUUUUUUUUUUACUUUUUUAUAUACUUUUGUGAAGAGAACUACAUAAAGAAUCCAAGAAAGGUUGAAAUAUGUGUAACUUCUAAACUGUGAGUGAUAGAGGGGUAGGUGUAGUCAGUGGACAGGGGUUAGUUUACCUGAGGAAUCCAUUUUUGAUGUUGUUUUUACCAUA